AUGGACAAACGUAACACAUAUCCCAAUUCAUCACGGCAAAUGUCUGAUCCGCGUCGCAAUAUGCUACAACAUCACCGAGGAAAUUUCAAUAAUUAUAUGCGAGAUAGUAAUAAUAAUAGUAAUGAUAAUUCAAGAAAUUCGGGAGCAUAUGGCGGACAAGGUAUCAAACGUAUGCGCGGUGACGAUUUUCGAAACGAUCAAGGUAGUUCUCAUCGUAUGAAAUGGGAUUCAUUCGAUGACAAUAGAAACAAUACUAAUUCAACAUUAUUGGAAGGAAAUGAUGUUGAUCAACGAUCAGAAGCUAUGAAUCCAUUUACAAAUUUUACAAUGAAUGAAACAGCUGUGCUUUGUCUUACUGUUCAAAAUGCUAAAUAUCCGAUUACACUGGAUAUAAUUCAAAAGAUAUGUUCGAUAACUGGACAAAUUUUACGUAUUUGUAUAUUACGUCGACGUUCUAUUCAAGUUCUCGUUGAAUUCGACUCGGCCGAAACCGCUCGCCGAAUCAAGCUUGAAUUAGACGGUGCUGACAUCUACUAUGGUUGCUGCACAUUAAAAAUCGAUUUUGCCAAUCUGAAGCAUCUCGUCGUGCGUGUCAACGAUCAAGAUAAUCUCGAUUUAACAGUCGAUGAUAAUCAUUGCAGACAAUACGGCUAUGGUCAUCGGAAAACAUUAUUAUCGUCACCACCACCACCACCACCGUCAUCAUCAGCCACUAAUCGUUUCGAACCUUCAAUGGUUAAUAACGAUUCGUUUUCGGCAAAUGCAAGAUUUACUUCACCGGCAAUCAAUGCUCUAGAUCGAUUUUUAAAUCAACGUAUGCCGUCGCAGGAUCGAUCAGCGUCAUCGUGGGAAAAUCCAGGAAGUUUUCAAUCGUCAUUGGUGCAACAACAAUCACAAUUAUUUGAUAAUAACUCACGUUUUUCUGCUCCUCAAAUGGGUUCUCUUGAUCGUUCACAACGUCUUCCUCCUUAUCAAGCCGAAUCGGAUCGUUUUCGUGAACCAUCACCACCACGAACCAUAAAAUCGGAUUGUUCGGUCUUCAAUGUUGAUGGCCUUUCUUCACCGAACUGGAACUGUGAACGAUUAUUCAAUUUACUCUGUGUCUAUGGAAAUGUCCUACGCAUCAAAUUUUUGAAAUCGAAAGAAGGUGGGGCUAUGGUUCAAAUGAAUCGUUGUGAAAAUCUUCAUCAACAUUUGAAAAAUCUAAGUUCAACAUUCAUCUUCGGUCAAACAUUUACUAUUUUUAAUUCACGACAAAGUGAAGUGCAGCCUUUAGCUCGGCCGUUUCCAUUAGAAAAUGGCGAUGCAUCCUAUAUGGAGUUCGAUACAAAUCGUAAUAAUCGUUAUUUAACAAGUGAUCAAGCUAUGAAAAAUCGACCUGUCGGUCCAGCACAUGUGCUCUAUUAUUUUAAUACACCACCGAACAUGUCUGAAGUUGAUAUUGUCCGAUUCUUUGAAGAUGUCGGUGCUAAACGACCAGUUAAGAUAAAAAAUUUUCCAUCACGCAAAGAAUCCCAUCAUGACCGUGAUCGACGACAUAAUAAUCAACCGAGAGGUGUGACUGGCCUAGCUGAAUUUCGAACAAUUACAGAUGCUUGCGAGGCUUUGAUCCUAGCGAAUAAUUAUCCAAUUCCUCAUUCAUCAUCGAGAUGGCCAUAUUUUUUCAAGCUAACAUUUUCUGCUGCACCGAUCACUGAAGAGGGUGCACUAUUGGGCGAAGAGAUAAAUACUAAUGCAGCUAUAAUAACUAUCGACAAUGAUCGACAGCAUCGUCAAAAAUCAUCUGAUGACAAUGAUCGAAAUGCAAGUUCUUCGAACGAACAUCGCCGACGUCGUCAUAGUAGCCCGUCGUCGUAG
This is a messenger RNA of Adineta ricciae, 1857 nucleotides long. The record is from the annotation of a GenBank genome assembly. Lineage: Eukaryota; Metazoa; Rotifera; Eurotatoria; Adinetida; Adinetidae.